Molecule: messenger RNA, 4059 nt
Organism: Zonotrichia albicollis (white-throated sparrow)
Lineage: Eukaryota; Metazoa; Chordata; Aves; Passeriformes; Passerellidae
Source: RefSeq, a predicted model, not a curated record
CACCAAAGGCACCUGUGGCCAGCAGCCUUGCCCUUGCAAGUGCAAGGCCAGCAUGGAGACAGAAAGAUCAGCCUCACACUCAAAAGCAAUUUGUCUUUGAAAAGCCAUCAGAGGUGGAGCGCAGAGUUCCAGAGGCAGGUGUGAUAGACAAGCCUGGUGUGUAUGAGCUCAGCAAGGGACCCACUGGCAUUUCUAGGAUUCAUUUGAUUCCUGGCUUUAUUGACUCAGAACAGGCAGACUGGAUGUUUGAGCAGCUCCUCCAGGACAUCCCCUGGGCUCAGCGAACGCACGUCAGGCAGGAAGUAUCUUUUGAGGAACCACGGCUUACAUGCUGGUAUGGGGAACUUCCUUACACAUACUCCAGAAUAACAAUGCAACCAAAUCCAAAUUGGCAUCCCGUGCUGAGCCUGCUGAAGGAGCGCAUUGAGGCGUUCACUGGCCACUCCUUCAACUCUCUGCUCUGCAACCUGUACCGCAGCGAGAGGGACAGCGUGGACUGGCACAGUGACAGCGAGCCAUCACUGGGGAGAAACCCUGUCAUCGCCUCGCUCAGCCUGGGGGCCACUCGGACCUUUGAGAUGAGGAAAAAACCUUCCCCUGAAGAGGAUGGAGACUAUACUUAUGUGGAAAGAUUUAGAAUCCCACUUGAUCACGGGACUCUGUUGGUGAUGGAGGGAGCCACCCAGGAGGACUGGCAGCAUCGAGUGCCUAAGGAGUAUCAUUCUAGAGAUGAACGAAUAAACUUGACAUUUAGGAUCAUUUAUCCAGAACCUGAUGGAGUUUGGAAGUGAAGAGCCCCUUUGGACAUUAUUGGAUGUACACCCACAGCAGAUCUAGAGCCUUAGAUUGCUGCUGAUUCAAAGGAAGCCUUACAGAAACAGAGUUCCUUGAAGUCAUGGGAAAAAGAGUUGGUAUUAUGAAGACCUUUGGCAAUCAGAAGCUGCCUGUGCUAUGUGGACAGAAAUUAUAUGUUAUUAGAUGAGACUAAAUCACAGGCUUCGAGUUUUUGAGCAGUGAUUAUUCUUAAAAGAGCACAAAGCAGGUGAAAGAUGUGAGAGGUCCCAGCUGGAGCAGACAGAUUCAGUGAGCACAUAGUUUGCACCUUGUCUUGUCUCUCCUUUACUCCCAAGUUGUGAUCUCUGUUGGAAGUAAUGACAAGAUGGGAUUCUGUGAUGUAAAGCCACCUCUGUGUGUCUGUACAGAAAUGGGAAAGCUGCACUUGGGGAUGAUCUCUGGGUAUUAGCUCAUUUCACCAAAGGGUGGUGCACUGCUUGUCAUCUGUAGGUUGCAGAGUCUUUUCCAGUUAAGCAAUCAGUUUCAUAACUUAAAUAACUACUUGAAUUAUACUGGUGUCCAGUGGAACAGAGGGUCAAGGCUCUCUUCUGCCAUGCACUCUGUGGUCAGACUUUGUCCUAACUGUUUAUCCAUGUAGACAGGACAAGGCAAAGGCAGCAACAGAGACAUCUGAUGACCAUGCUUCUGGGUCAGUGCAUUUUGCAUUCAAGAAUAUCACUCUUGAGCCUCUCUUAUCUCUGCUGCCACAGAUCAGCAGUCAGCACCUCAGAGCAGAUUCCAGGCUGACUGCUGGAAUCCUUCAAGCUUGCCUGCUGCAACUCACCUGCUGCUGGGAAGCAGUGGGCUCAUCUCUGCAGUCUGGAUGUUUAGUCAGGAGUGCUGCCCAUGUGAUUAAGUUCUUUCUGCAGCUAAAUAUCAUCCCUGUACAGGAUCAAAUCACAGGUUUGGUCCAUCUUCACUGCCUGCCUGCAGUAGGAUCUAAGCACAGGUGAAUCAUCUAUGCCUUGCAACACGUUAGCUUUGUUAAGCAAGCUAAUGUCCAUUUUCACUGUAAGAUAAAUUGGUGUUGGGAAAAUAUCUGUAUUUUCUUAGCCAGCAUUUGUUGUGGUUUCAGUUCUUAUUUGGUGAGAGCAGUCAAGUUAUUAAUACUUAGUUAUGCCUAUGUUUUAAUGUUAUUGAUGACAUAAAGGACAUAAAUGUUGGGCCAUUUCACUCCCUGUGGUCUGAAACUGGGCAGAAUAAUAUCCUAGAAACAGCUUCUCUACCUAAACCACCAUACAUUAUUCUUCUAAAAUGAUUGAAUGUUACUAGAAAACUUAACUUCAUUAUCUAAUUAUGUCUUUACUUUCAUCCCAAUUUGUACAGAAAUGUUUUUGGAGUAUUUUAAUGUUGUUUUCUUGCAUUUGAAUCUUUUGUCUAGGCUCUAUGAUAUAUUUCAUGGGAAUCAGAGUUGAAGGAGGCAGACACUUUCAUAUUUACUUUCUUUGGGUCAUUGGAGCUUUGUGCACAUCCCUGUGUGUGUGUGUCCAGUUUGGCAGUGCUGACAGAGUGGGUGUCCUUAACCAAGGGACAGUGCUAAUUUGUCAGGUGCUCUGAGAAGGCAACACUUUUGCCGUAUCAAUUCAUACAACUCCAUUUGUUUUCACUGUGUUAAGAGCAGCCAGACUACAAGAAAGAGUAGAAGAUGGGGAUGAGUUGGAAACUUUUAAACCCCCAACCCUCAGCUUGUGGAAAUUGCAACUCAUUUGAAUUCAGUGAAUCUAUGGCAAAUAAGUAAUGGCAAGACCCUGGAGGCUGAUGCUGUUGUGGAAGAGCAGUUUUUCACCUCCUUUUCUUGGUUUCAGUUUGUCAUGUUAGCAAAUUUUGGUUUAGUUUCCUUACUUCCUUUGAUUUGGGAAAAGACCAAGUUUUCCUCUCCAGAAGUGAAGUGAUUUAUAGGAGAAAUGUUCUCUCCCCCAGUGCUCCUUUUGUUGCUGGAGACUGCUGCAUUCUGCUUUCUCUCACGUGUCAGCUUCGCUGUAUCCAGAUCUGUUUGACAGUGAGGAGAAGGCAUAUGGCACCAUUCCCCAGCCUGUGCUGUGUGUACUGGCUGCAAGGGGAGCCCUUGGCCUAGGGGUCAAGUUUCUUUGUCAGCUGGGAGCUUGUGGUCCUUCCUUCCUUCCUUCCUUCCCCCACGUAGCAGCAAAUUGCAGCCCCCUGCCUGCCAGGACAGCAGGAAUGGCUUUGGGCAGAGGAGUUUCCAGCCCAGAGCUCCUCAAGGGACCUUUCUGCAAGGACUUUCCUGGCAGUAGAAAUUUGUUCCAGGGUGCUACAGGCCCUCCUGCCGAGUUCUCAAAAUGGGUGUGCACAAAAGUGAGAUUUGAGAGUUCUUGAGCUGGUGCUGUUCCCUUGACACCUAAAGAUUUUUCACUAGAGACCAGGGCAAUGUGCACGUUUCUUGUGCUGCUGUUCAGCUGUUUCUGCUGUUGCAGUCAAGUGCAAAGGGCAGCAUGUUCAGGAUGGUAAAUAUGCAGUUAGGUUCCAUUCUUUAACUUAAAGAUAGGUGGAGGAACCUUUCCCCUAGAUACAUGGGUUUGAAAACAGUGCUGCUAAAAAUGUCAUCCAAAAGAAUUACUUUCCAGUUUAAAAGCUUGCUUUCUUCCUUCUCAGGACUGUUGUGAGAUUCUCAGCCAGAAACUUUUUGAAAAAUAAUUUAAACUCAGAGUACACUAAAGUAAAAUAUACUUUUUAUAUGUUUACAGAGGAUUUUGUUUUUGUGAUUGGCACCAGAUUCUGUCCAUCUGAGGGGCUGCAGCAGCUCCAGUGAGCUGCUUUGCUUACAGAACACCUCUCUGUCACUAUUUUUAUGUGGAAGAUAAAAACUGUGCAUUUACUUUUUUCCUUUUCUUCAAAAUACAGAAUGGGUUUGGGUUGGAAGGGUCCUUGAAGAUUUCAGCAGAUUAUGUGUCUCUUUCAAAAAAUGCUUAAAAAUUGCAUUCUUCAAAAUUGUUUGACUUUGGCUUUCAAACAGGUGGAAUCUACUAGUAACCCCAGGUAAGAUUCCCUUUUCCAAAACAGCCAUCACCUUUUCCAGAAUGUACUGGCCCUCAGAUUUGAUGAUAAGGAGCAGAUGAAUGGAAUCUGUCUUGGGUAAGGAUGGACAGUAGCCUGCCUUCCUCAGGGAACCUGUAGGAUGGAGCUGUUCUGAAAAAAAACCACAACUGGGUCCAUAUGUAACCAUUCAUUUAUUUAGCAGCUCUAUAAGCAAUGACAUUAUUAAUUAAC